AUGGGUUCUGAAGGGCCUCCAGCAGUAACGAUCCAUGUAACAGGUUUUAAGAAAUUUCAUGGAGUUGCUGAGAAUCCAACCGAGACAAUUGUUGGUAAUCUAAAAGAGUUUAUGAACAAAAGGGGUUUGCCAAAAGGGCUGAUCCUUGGGAGUUGCAGCAUUCUUGAUACUGCAGGAAAGGGAGGACGUGUUCCCUUAUAUCGAACAUUGCAAUCUGCCAUGAGCCACAAGGACUCUGAAUCAUCAAAUUCCGGGAGAGUUAUUUGGAAGUCUCCUCAAUUAGGAACCCCAUUGGUCUCAUUAUUUGUUGAUCCUCUCACUCAAGGACAAGCAUUUAAGCUCGGAUAUUUUAGGAGCUUGGAUCACGAUUUGACGACAGCUGGCACAGGAUCUAAACUGCCAUAUGUGAGGAUUCAGAUCGAUAAGCGGUCAAUCAUCCCAUCCCCCAUCUCCACCCCCAACAAAACAAGGAAUAAACUAAAAGAGAGAGAAACUAAGAGAACACUGUUAAGAAACGUAAUGCAGGUACACUUUGGAGUCAAUAGUGGUGCGACAAGGUUUGCUAUUGAGCAUCAAGCUGUCAAUGAAGCUACUUUUCGCUGUCCCGACGAGAUGGGAUGGAAGCCGCAGAAAGUCCCGAUUAUACCUGAAGAUGGCACUAUUUCAGAGAUCCGAAAGGUAGAAUGGUUUUCAUGGUUUUGUUUUGUUAUUCUUUCAUAUUCUUCAGUACUGUGUUGCAUACCCUUUUUGUAGUCUGAAACUAUGUUUUUUGUUAAAUCACUAGUUGAUGCACACGUACGUUGCACGUGAAUAAUUUCAAAUUAUAAUUCUUGUUUUUAAUUUUUUUGGAUGAGUUUUUAGAUGUAUUUUUUCGAUUAAGUCUUUAGACAUGCCUUUGAAUUGUCCAUUAUCUAAAAGAUUUGGAAAGAUGAAGUGAAUCCAAAGGGACAACAUAUAUGAUUCGUAAAUAAUUGAUAAAUUGGCCACAUCACCUAUUUUAAGCCUUUUGCACCUACAAACUAAGCAAGUAAUAAAGUGCUACAAUUGUUAAAAAAAAAAAAAGGUGUACACAGAUUGGGUACUACAUUAAAUAGAAAUCUAAUAAAUUUGAAAGAGCACAUUAGAUCCGAAGAGUGUGUGUUAAAGCCCAUAUAGAUUACAUUAAACCCCUAUGCAUAGUGGAAAUAACAACCACUUAAGUUUAAAAUUAGGAAAGUACAGAACUUAAAUCAAUCCAAAUGAAGUAUCGUACAAAGUGGCGUACUAGCGCUUUGCUAAUAGAAAGGUUAGGGGGUUGGGAAACUGAUGCUUGUUGUCUACUUCUUGAGUCUUCAUUGCGAGGCAAUAAAAAGAGAGAAAGGGCCAGCUAUCUAGCAGAAGUCGUUUCGGUUGUUAACCUACCAGUUUUCAAAUAUAAACAAGCACGCAAAAUAACAAAUAAAUAAUACCCUAAGUAUCAUUACUACUCCAAUAGCAAAGAUCUAGACAAUCUUCUAUAUAAACAAUUAGUUUUGCAUUUGUUUCUUAUUUUUCUCCCAAAGAUAUAGUAUUCUUAUAAUUAAACAAACUGUGCGAUUGCAUUGGAUUCUUGGGACAAGGUAGGAACCAUUAAAUAUUGCAUCAACAAAAGAGGCCGUCCGGGUAACGGGCAAAUAAAAUGGGAAGACCCACUUAAGUACCGGAUUUUGAAAAAUGUUCAUAAUGGUCGUCAUUUAGUCUCUUGAACUUGAAAAAAACUUGAAACUUCUCGAUGUGAUCCCACAUCUAUGAAACACGGAUAUUUCAUUAAGGUCAACGUAUCCGUAUCGGAUACGAUACUCGUUGGAUACUCGAGAAUACAUACCAUACAUAUCCAAUAAUAAAUAAAAUGUAUGGAUAUUUUAUGAAUAUUUUUAUAUGCAGAGAAAUAUGUGUAAUUUUAAUUUUAAGCUUUACCUUUCUAUUGAUUUCCCAUACAACGCAAUACAUUAACAAAAUUCAUAUGACUUGGAAGACCCAUGGACCCUUUUCAAGUACUAUCAAUUAUCACAUGUUCAAAGAGUUUAAAUGACUGGUUUACUCAAUAAUUUUAUCAACAAAUACUUCUAAGAAAUCAAUAUAAUUAAAUGUUGAAUUUUAUUCGUUUAGUUAAUCACGUUCACUUUAUAGA
Ilex paraguariensis (yerba mate) is the source of this 2149-nucleotide messenger RNA. Lineage: Eukaryota; Viridiplantae; Streptophyta; Magnoliopsida; Aquifoliales; Aquifoliaceae. The record is from the annotation of a GenBank genome assembly.